AUGACAACCAUCACCAAACACAUAGCAACAACAAUCCGACCAAAACCAAGUAUACUCCUAAUCGGCAAACUCCAUCACAGCAAGAGUGAAUGGUCCGCACUCCAAACCAAAUACAAAACAUACCAGUUCAUAGGCAACCGACAUCAAUUCUUACAAAACUGUCAAUCCGGAAUAUGGGAUGGAGUCGCAGCACUUUACCGGACGAAUUCAACCCUCGAGACUGGGCCAUUCGAUAAGGAGCUUAUUCACUCCCUACCGCUGACAUUGAAGUUUAUCUGUCUCAAUGGCGCGGGAUACGACGGGAUGGAUAUACAAACUUGCACUGAAAGGGGUAUACGGAUUUCUAAUACUCCGAAGGUCGUUGCGGAUGCCACGGCUGAUGUGGCUAUGUUCUUGAUGUUGGGUGCUUUGCGCCAGGCUAUGAUACCUUUGGUGUCUAUUAGAAAUGGACAAUGGAAAGGAGACACACCUCUAGGUCGUGAUCCUGGGGGUAAGGUACUUGGGAUUUUGGGGAUGGGUGCGAUUGGACAGGCUAUUGCGCAUCGGGCUCGGGCGUUCGGGUUGAAGAUUAUUUACCAUAAUCGUUCUAAGCUCGCUAGAGACAAGGAAGGUAGGAAUAUUUCCUUCUUAGUAUUCAGCAGUACAUUGGACUCAGUCAGAAACAGGAGAUGCCGAAUAUAUAUCAUCAGUCUUAAUUUACCGGCCACAAAGAAGACUUGCUAUAUCAUCUCAAAAGCCGAGUUCGAGAAGAUGAAAGAUGACGUGUUCAUUAUCAAUACAGCAAGAGGCUCGCUACUUGAUGAAGCAGCCUUGGUAGAAGCGCUGCAAGCAGACAAAGUUGCGUCUGCUGGACUAGAUGUUUUCGAAAAUGAGCCAAUUAUCCACCCGGGUCUACUCCAUGACAACCGAGUUAUGAUUCUACCUCAUAUUGGGACGACAACACGUGAAACCAAGCGUGAGAUGGAGUUAUUGACUUUGCGGAACAUAGAGAACGCCUUGGAUGAUGGCAAGCUGCUCACACCGAUCAUAGAACAACAGGAAGGCCAGUUCUGA
Aspergillus oryzae RIB40 is the source of this 1053-nucleotide messenger RNA. Its product is annotated as D-mandelate dehydrogenase-like dehydrogenase. The record is from RefSeq and is a predicted model, not a curated record. Gene Ontology annotation, cellular component: cytosol. Bases 1 to 1053 code for a protein of 350 amino acids. Lineage: Eukaryota; Fungi; Ascomycota; Eurotiomycetes; Eurotiales; Aspergillaceae. Gene Ontology annotation, molecular function: glyoxylate reductase (NADPH) activity; NAD binding; hydroxypyruvate reductase [NAD(P)H] activity. The transcript has 3 exons.